Molecule: messenger RNA, 933 nt
Organism: Phytophthora infestans T30-4
Lineage: Eukaryota; Oomycota; Peronosporomycetes; Peronosporales; Peronosporaceae
Exons: 3
Coding region: 1-933 (310 amino acids)
Source: RefSeq, a predicted model, not a curated record
AUGGAUGUACUUCAGCAUGCGGCUCAUGGUGCCGUCGUGACCGGAGGAGGAAUAACAGCGGCGCAAAGUCUGUUUUCUCGAAGGCUCAACCCCCCAAGUUCGCUGGCGCUGGCGCUAGGAAGCUUUGUGGGUGUUUUCCGGCUGCUGGAAGGAGCGGGGCGAAAGCUAUCGACUGGAAAUAGACAGCGCUCCCCCAGUGCGUCUCAAGCAGCGGCAAUUGCGUCGGCGGUGGCGCUGACCCUGUUAGAAGCCGAGCGGAAGACAAUCGUGGUCUCGUACGCCGUCGUCGAGGCGACUUUGAUUCUGGUCAGAAAUCUAACCACACUUGCAGACGUCAAGUACAUUGAUAUUCCAGCGGGGGCAUUAGCGGCAGGACCACUAAUCGAUUCAUGGAUAUACCAGAGCGACGCAAUUGCCACGUCGCAGUUGGCUGCACUCGAUAGCUUCUGCCAACUGCCUCCGAAAGUACUGCGUCGAAUGCGCGACGAAAUUCCGUCCGGAAAGCUGGUGUCACGCUGUGACGUGUUCCAUCGCGGCCGAAGUUGUGUGCAAUUCCACCGGGACUACUUUAUCAAGGGCAUGAAAUUUGCCAUUCGAUUGUAUGUUCCUAUUUACGCUGUGUCGGUUCUCGCCCCAAAGUACAAGCGAUGGAUUUGGGGCCCACGGCCGGCGUUCGCUCCACUGGUGGCGCGCUAUCUACGCACGUGUUGCUGCCUCACUAUGCUGUAUCAAAUACCGCUGGGUUUCUCGUGUUUGUCACCAAGUGAUCGACAUCGUGCGACCGUCAAGAUGGCCGGCGUGCUCACGACGCUGGCGUUUCUUGCCGAGCACGAAAAGCGGCGGGGUAGCGUCAUGAAGGCUGUGGGUGUCUACAGUACUGGCGCCGUGGCCGCUCGGCUUGUGGCAGCACUGGGCGUGCCGCCCAAGGCCUGA